AGCAGCCGAUGGGCACCAGCGCCCAGGCAGGUCGCCUGUCACGGGCGCGUAACUUAGAGCCAUGGUUCUCUCGGACCUUGGCCAGAAGAUCACAGCUUCCUUCAACAAGCUCAGCCAGGCGCCGAUCAUCGACGACGAGCUGCUAGAUGAAGUGUUGAAGGAUAUCUCAUCAGCGCUGCUUCACGCCGAUGUCAAUGUUCGGUACGUUGCCAAACUAAGAGGGGAUGUCAAGAAACGAGUGUUGAUGGAGGGUGAAGAGGGAGGCACUAACAAGCGUAAGCUGAUUCAGAAGUGCGUCGUCGACGAGCUCAUUGGACUGGUCUCCGCGGAGAAGGAGCCUUACAAGCUCAAGAAGGGCAAAUGCAACGUCAUCAUGUUCGUCGGUCUUCAAGGCUCCGGCAAGACGACGACUUGCACGAAGUAUGCGCACUACUACAAUCGAAAGGGAUGGAGAACUGCCUUAGUGUGUGCAGAUACGUUCCGUGCUGGCGCUUUUGACCAGCUGAAGCAGAACGCUUCGAAGGUGCGAAUACCUUUCUACGGCGAUUACCAGGAGACAGACCCGGUGAAGAUCGCUGGGGACGGCGUUGAGCUGUUCAGAAAGGAGAAAUACGAUUUGAUUAUUGUAGACACAUCAGGCCGCCACAAGCAAGAGACGGCUCUGUUUGAGGAGAUGCUGCAAGUGGAGGAGGUCGUGCAACCCGACGACAUUGUUUUUAUCAUGGACGCCCAUAUCGGGCAGGCUUGCUUCGAGCAGGCCAAGGCCUUCCGCGACACAGUCAAUGUCGGCAGCGUCAUUGUAACGAAGUUCGACGGCCACGCGAAAGGUGGUGGCGCCCUCUCGGCGGUGGCCGCGACGAACUGCCCCAUCGUCUUCCUCGGCACUGGCGAGCACUUCGACGAGUUCCAGCCCUUCGACCCCUCCUCCUUCGUCUCCAGACUCCUGGGGAUGGGCGACCUGAAGGGGCUCUUCCAGACCAUCACCGAAGCGAUGCCGCUGGACAAGCAACCCGAGCUGCUGAAGAAGAUCUGCAAGGGCAAGUUCUCGCUCCGCGACCUGUACGAGCAGUUCCAGAACCUGCAGAAGAUGGGACCCAUGGGACAGGUGAUGCAGAUGAUCCCUGGCAUGUCGAACAUGCUGCCGCAGGGCGCAGAGAAGGAGGGCGCGAAGCGGAUCAAGCGGUUCAUGGUGAUGAUGGACAGCUGCACCGACGCCGAGCUCGACUGCGAGGUGGUGAUGAGCGACUCGAGGCAGCUCCGGGUCGCGAAAGGCUCGGGCAGCCACCCGGCCGAGGUGGGCCAGCUCCUCGAAGAGUACAAGAGGAUGGAGAAGAUGGUCGGCAAGAUGGGCAAGAGCGGCCUCUUCGGGAAGGGGGGCGACAUGACGCAGCUGGCGCGGAACCCGGGGCAGGUGAUGCAGAAGAUGCAGGGCGCCAUGGACCCGCGCAUGCUGCAGCAGAUGGGCGGCGCGCAGGGCAUGAUGAAGAUGAUGAAGGAGUUCGGGAAGAUGGAAGGCGGCAUGGGCGGCCUCGGUGGCCUUGGCGGCAUGGACCCCGCCGCGCUGGAAAACAUGCAGAAGAUGAUGGGCGGCGCCGCGAAGAAGGGCCGCAGGUGAGAGCCGGGUGCCGCGCGAGUUGCUGGGGAGGGGGAGGCGGAGGAGGAGGAGCAGGGUGGGAGAGAGUGUCUUCACGCUGGGCAGAGACAGCUGUCUCGCUGGCCCUUCCCGCACGCGCGCGGCAGCCUCCCGCCCCCCCCCUGUCGUGCGCCCUCUGCGUCCGUGCCCCGAGGCAGUUUUGGGGCCGGCUGUGUGCCUCCCGCGCCCCCACUCGUGGAGUGGCGAGAGACAAAGGAGCGCGCUGGGGACUCGGAGGCGGGGAGGAGCAGCUCGUUGUGCUCCUUGUGUUUUUUGGUUUCUCGUGUGGGAACGAACGCAAGGAAACUGGC
Molecule: messenger RNA, 1944 nt
Organism: Prorocentrum cordatum
Lineage: Eukaryota; Dinophyceae; Prorocentrales; Prorocentraceae
Source: the annotation of a GenBank genome assembly